Messenger RNA from Ipomoea nil (Japanese morning glory), 710 nucleotides. Its product is annotated as 14.7 kDa heat shock protein. Lineage: Eukaryota; Viridiplantae; Streptophyta; Magnoliopsida; Solanales; Convolvulaceae. The transcript is spliced from 2 exons. The record is from RefSeq and is a predicted model, not a curated record. The coding region runs from base 72 to 590 and encodes 172 amino acids.
CUGUGUAGCUUUGAAGUCUUAAACCCUCGCCUUUCAUUGUCUUUGUCAACUUAGAAAAGAAAUAAGGAAAAAUGGCUUCUUCAAUGACCCUGAGAAAUGCUAUCGCCGCUUCCAGCAUCUUCACCAAAUUCCUCAGCGAGAAGUUCCCUUCCACCGCCGCCACCCCUAUAAUCAGUCGCCUCUUUUCUUCCUCAACCACCGGUUCCGGUUCCUCCACCGUCGACCCCGAUGACCCACCAUUUGUUUUGCAGGGUGCUCCGCAGAAAUUCAAGAUGGAAAACCCGUUCCAAACGGACGGGCCUGGAAACGUGAUUCUAGCGGACACCGUGAAGGAAGGAACGCUGGUCCGAGUGACCAUGCCGGGUGUGGGUCCGGACGGUUUCAAGGUCUGGACGGAGAAGAACAGCGUGUACUUCGCCGGAAAAGGGGAAAUCGAGAUGGAAGGAGAAGAAUCCGGGAGAAAUUACGGCGGCAGCCUUAAAUUUAAACCAGAAAUUAAUAGAGUUCAUGCUGUUAAGGCGGAGAUGAAGAAUGGAGUCCUCAAAUUAUUUGUUCCCAGGGUAGGGAGUGCUCAGGACGAAGAAAGAUAGUUAGGUUUCGACGGGCUAUGGUUUCCAUUUUCCGGAGAUUGCUGUCUUGCACUGCCCAGGUUGACGUGGUUGGUUGAAUAUUAAUUAAUUAAUAUAAUUAUUGUAAUAAAAAUAUUAAGA